AUGACUAUUAUGCUUCUUCCAGAAGAGAUAGGGAGAGAGACAGGUCAAGAGACCGUCGACGCUCGCGAGACAGGGAUCAUCGCCGCCGAAGUCGGGAUCGAGACGGUCGUUCAAGACGGGACGAUUCUCUCCAGAAAACGCAAACGGGACGAUGAUCGUGAUGGCACGUCAAGGAGAGAUGCCGGCAAUGGGUCCAGAGAGGUGUCCAAACCAUCCACUCCCAUCGCCCAAACGGCCGAAGAACAGAAAGCGGCCCGUCUAGCCAAGCUAGAAGCGUGGAAAAAGAAACAAGCAGAGGAACAAGCUAAGAAGCAGAGGGAACUUGAAGCUGCUGGUGGGGCAAGAAGUAUAUUGCAAGAGAUUGACAGAAAAGCAGGCAUCUUGCCAAUAGCCACCUCCCCGCAAUCGCCUGUGUCUGCUGCUGCAGCUCCCGAGUCCACAUUGCCGGCUCCCACACCAUAUGCUGGCAAGUUCGAUCCCAAAGCCAUCGCGAAGAAGGCCCACCAUGCCACGACAACCAAUAAAGUGCUCGGAGGUGAUAUUGCUGCACCCGCCUUAACUAAUGGUGCUUUCAAGGCCUCGCAAAAUGCUCCCAAGUCACCUUCAGAUAGCUUGUCCACUACAAAGGCGCUCAAAGCCAAAGGCAAUCUCGGCAGGUUCGGGCUCGGCAGUAAGGCCGCCGUGGACAGCGAUGCACCUAAGAAGGGCCUCGACUUUGCAGAUGACGAAGACACCAAGAAAAAACUUGAAAGACUCCCAAAUCUGGCGCUGGAAGAAGGCGACGCAGUCGAUAACGGGGAGAUGGACGAAGUCGACGAUGAGGGAGAUAAUGACGUCGACAUGCAAGGCGAAGACGGCGACGAAGAUGUCGAGGCGAUGGCUGCCGCACGCGCCGCGGCAGAGCAACGGAGCAAGGCAGAAAGGGGUGAAGAUACCGCCAUGUCCGAUGCACCUACGGCCGUCGCAGUCAAUGAAGAUGCGGAAGAGGAAGAGGUUGAUCCUUUGGAGGCUUUCAUGCAAGGUCUACAACCGGUUGAAGCCAAGAAAUCCUUCAACCAGAAGUCAAAGUCCAAGAUGCGUCAGCAGGAGCCCGAGGCAUUGUUCGGAGAUGAUGGUGUGGACAUGACUGCGGUUGAUGACGAGAAUCCCGACAAUAUUCUUUCUCUUGCUAGUGCCAAUGCGAAGAAGAAGAAAAAAGAUAUACCCAUGGUCAAUCACGAAAAGGUCCAGUAUCGACCAUUCAGACGCAACUUCUACUCCGAGCCGGUGGAGAUGGCAGACUGGACAGAGGAAGACGUGGCCACGUUACGAAUGGAGCUGGACAACAUCAAGGUUCGCGGUGUCGAUGUUCCGAAACCCGUCCAGAAAUGGGCUCAGUGCGGCCUGGGUGUCCAGGUCCUUGAGGUUAUCCAGAAACUUGGCUACGAAGCACCAACCAGCAUUCAAGCUCAAGCUAUCCCAGCAAUCAUGUCUGGUCGCGAUGUCAUCGGCGUCGCAAAGACUGGCUCGGGCAAGACCAUUGCCUUCCUCCUUCCCAUGUUCAGGCAUAUCAAGGAUCAGCGCCCGCUUGAAGCCCUCGAUGGGCCAAUCGGAUUGGUUCUGAGUCCAACUCGCGAGCUUGCCACGCAAAUCCACAAAGAGUGUAAACCGUUCAUCAAGGCUCUCGGUCUGAGAGCAGUGUGCGCGUACGGUGGUGCGCCGAUCAAGGAUCAGAUUGCUGAUUUAAAGCGUGGAGCAGAGAUCGUCGUCUGUACUCCCGGCCGAAUGAUUGACCUGCUCGCGGCCAACAGUGGCCGUGUAACAAACCUGAAGCGUGUCACAUAUGUGGUCUUGGAUGAAGCUGACAGGAUGUUUGACAUGGGUUUUGAGCCUCAAGUGAUGAAAAUUCUCUCCAACAUCCGUCCGGAUCGUCAGACUGUCCUGUUCUCAGCAACCUUCCCUCGCCAAAUGGAAGCCCUGGCGAGAAAGACAUUGAGUAAACCCGUGGAAAUCGUGGUUGGUGGCCGCAGUGUCGUUGCGCCAGAAAUCACUCAGGUUGUGGAGGUUCGUGAGGAGAACACCAAGUUUGUUCGCCUGCUCGAGCUUCUCGGCAAGCUCUAUGAAGAUGACAAAAACGAGGAUGAUCGAGUCCUUGUCUUUGUCGAUCGGCAAGAGUCCGCCGACGGUCUUCUUCGAGAUCUGAUGAAAAAGGGAUAUCCUUGUAUGUCCAUUCACGGAGGAAAAGACCAGAUCGACAGAGAUUCCACAAUCGACGACUUCAAGGCCGGCGUUGUGCCGAUCCUCAUCGCGACCUCUGUCGCCGCUCGGGGUCUCGAUGUGAAGCAGCUCAAGCUUGUGGUCAACUAUGAUGCACCGAACCACUUGGAAGACUAUGUGCAUCGUGCUGGACGGACUGGCAGGGCUGGAAAUACUGGGACUGCCGUCACUUUUCUCACCGAGGAGCAAGACAGAUAUGCCGUUGACAUUGCCAAGGCGCUUAGGCAGAGCGGGCAGCCUGUGCCUGAGCCUGUUCAGAAACUCGUCGACGGCUUCAUGGAGAAGGUCAAAGCCGGCAAGGAGAAGGCCGGUGCCUCUGGGUUUGGUGGCAAAGGUCUUGAACGACUUGACCAGGAACGUGAUGCUGCCAAGGCUCGUGAACGCAAGACAUUCAAGACCGGCGAGGAAGGGGAGGAGCAGGAGGAGAAGGAGGAGACCAAGGACAUCAAGGUUGGCGACGACAUAUUCGCCAAAGCCGCUUCAGGUGUCAAAGCGCAUGAUGCACCUUCCAGCACACCUGGUGUACCUAAAGGCAUCGAUCUUGACGGUAAAAUCGUCGUCCACAAGACCGAGCGACCCGAGCCGGCUGCCGGUGGCAAAGCAAGCACGGAUCCGCAGAACCGGCUGGACAAGGUCGCCGCAGCGGUCAACGCGAUCAACCAGAAACUGUCCAAGGCGGGAGUCAUGCGGUCUGGCGUGCCUAUUGACAACAAGGGUCCUGACGCCGGCGCAUUCCAUGCCACCUUGGAGAUCAACGACUUUCCUCAAAAAGCACGUUGGGCUGUUACCAAUCGGACGAACGUGGCUAAAAUCCUCGAGUCCACCGGUACAUCGAUCACGACGAAAGGCUCCUUCUAUCCUGCGGGCAAGGAGCCUGGUCCGAACGAGAAUCCGAAGUUGUAUAUUCUGGUUGAGGGAGAUACGGAGGUUGUCGUCCAUGAUGCGAUGAGGGAACUGAUGCGCUUGUUGAAGGAAGGCACGAUGAGUGCAUCGGAGGCGGUUGAAAGGCCAAGCGGCAGGUACUCGGUCCUGUAG
Messenger RNA from Cladophialophora yegresii CBS 114405, 3291 nucleotides. RefSeq lists its product as uncharacterized. Lineage: Eukaryota; Fungi; Ascomycota; Eurotiomycetes; Chaetothyriales; Herpotrichiellaceae. The transcript has 4 exons. Gene Ontology annotation, biological process: mRNA splicing, via spliceosome. The coding region runs from base 1 to 3291 and encodes 1096 amino acids. Gene Ontology annotation, cellular component: nucleus. Gene Ontology annotation, molecular function: RNA helicase activity; nucleic acid binding; ATP binding. The record is from RefSeq and is a predicted model, not a curated record.